UUUCGACAGGGUUCAUAUUGAUAUGGUUCUUCUCAUUUUGUUGUUCACAGAAUUUGAGGCAGAGCAAGUGAGGGAUAAUUUAUGGGCAAAGCUUCAAAGGAUAGACUUGUUAAAAACAAUGCUUGCUGAUGGGGCCGCGUCAGUCUGCACAAAUUGGAGAGUUACAUACUCAAGCUUGCAAGAUGGAAAUAAUAGUUUUGAAGUCUGCACAAAUGGAAAUAGUAGCUUUGUGGGCUGUGCUAGACACAAUUCCACCAAUAGCAUAUGUUACAGCCUCAACAACUUUCACAAGUUCUUCGAAUGUUUCCAUAAAUAUAUCUUUCAUCGAACCUUGUAUAGGCGAAGGUUUUGGAUGCAAGUCUGGGAAUGCCUGCAAUCUUCUUGUCUAUGGUGCUGGUCAGGUUGUACCAUCUUCCUUUAGAAUUCUGAAGCCAAGCCUCACGUAUUCUCUUGUUAGUUUAUCUCCUACCGUUCGAUACAGCCGAGCAAUCCUAGGAGACAACAAUGUCAUUUAAGACAAUGGAAGAUGGCCAGGUUUUAGUAUAUGCAAAUUCUCCUGCUGAUCCUUGUUGUGUCACUGUUUCAUGCACUGGUGUGCCUUGUGUCAAGAGCACAGGGAAAUGAAGGGACGCCUCUCAGAAAGUCUUUCCUCUAAAACGACCCUCAUAAACGCUCCUCCGAUUCAAGAAAUGAAGGCUACCGGUGAAAAGGAAAGUGUUGGAUCCUCAUUCUCCUCUUCUGCUAACAACAGUGAGCAUACUAGUUUAGAAAUGCAGGCUCUAUAAAGUAUUACUACCAUUGUUAGCAUCCAAAUGAGUAACAUGAAUUUUGGAAUUUUGCUUGAUAGAGAAUUAUUGUUUUUUA
Molecule: messenger RNA, 864 nt
Organism: Vicia villosa (hairy vetch)
Lineage: Eukaryota; Viridiplantae; Streptophyta; Magnoliopsida; Fabales; Fabaceae
Exons: 6
Coding region: 129-515 (128 amino acids)
Source: RefSeq, a predicted model, not a curated record